This is a messenger RNA of Strongyloides ratti, 933 nucleotides long. Its product is annotated as CAP domain-containing protein. The transcript is spliced from 2 exons. Bases 1 to 933 code for a protein of 310 amino acids. NCBI's taxonomy places the organism in Eukaryota, Metazoa, Nematoda, Chromadorea, Rhabditida, Strongyloididae. The record is from RefSeq and is a predicted model, not a curated record.
AUGGAUUUAAAAAUUUUUACUAUUGUUUUAAUUUAUUUUGUUUCAAAAUCUCACGAAAAUAUUUUUUUUUCUGUUCCAAUUUAUCAACAUUUUAACAGUCGCUCAAGUAGAUAUGAAUAUCGAGGAAAAAUAUUUUAUAAUUUAAAAAAUUUAAUACGGAAAGUAUCACUAGACUUUCGAGAAGUACCAUUUAAAAGUAUAUUAUUAAAAAGAGAAUAUAUAACUUAUGAAGGCAUAGUAAAUGAUACUCGUAGAGAUCACAGAUAUCUUCAAGUUCAUAUAAAUGGUAAAUCUAAAUAUAUAAUUCUUCCACCUCAUCACGUUGUGGUAGAAUUUUACAUGCAUCGUGGAAAAAAUUAUUUUAUUUGUAAUAAAAGCCCCUUUAAUACAUAUACAAAAGCUAGAAUAUUUUGUGAAUAUUUAGAAAAAUUCAGUAAAUUUAAAUCACAACAUAUGCUUUUAGGAAAAAAUUCUCUUGCUUCUAGAAUUUGGAGAAACACUUGGAGAAAUUGUUAUUUUGAAUGCUUUUCACAAAAUCAUUUUGAAGAAUUAAAAAGAAGAAUUAUUAAGGAAAUAGAUAUGUUAAGAACUGCUUUUCAUCAUGUUCCAAUCAGAUACAAAAAAAAAUUAGAAUUUAUUGCGCAACAUCAUGCAUUAUUAAAUGCUAAAAAAAACAAACCUUUAAUACGUGAUGAUGAAAAAACUAAAAUACAUGAAGUUGCUGCUUUUAUUAGUCCAGUAAUUGCUAGUUUACAAAUUAAUAAAUGGUAUAAUUCAUAUUUAGAAGAGCAUGUUGAUAAAAAUAAAAAUAUGAAAAAGAGUAAAAAAGAAUCAAAUCAUUUUUAUUUAUUACUUUCUCCAGAUAUAAGUAAAGUUGGAGUUGGAGUUUAUUUAUUUAGAAAAACAUUAUCUAUUGUAUUAACAUUCAUUUAG